This is a messenger RNA of Puma concolor (puma), 1077 nucleotides long. The record is from RefSeq and is a predicted model, not a curated record. NCBI's taxonomy places the organism in Eukaryota, Metazoa, Chordata, Mammalia, Carnivora, Felidae.
AUGAAGCCGAGUGCGGCCGGGACGGCGAGGGAGCUGGAGCCGCAGGCGCCGGCCCGGGGCGAGCCGCGCGCGGCGGAGCCCGAGGGGCGCUGGCGGGAGAAGGGCGAGGCGGACACGGAGCGGCAGCGCACCCGGGAGCGGCAGGAGGCCACGCUGGCCGGGCUGGCGGAGCUGGAGUACCUGCGCCAGCGCCAGGAGCUGCUGGUCCGGGGUGCCCUGCGUGGCGCCGGGGGCGCUGCGCCCCGCGCUGGGGAGCUGCCGGGGGAGGCGGCGCAGCGCAGCCGCCUGGAGGAGAAGUUCUUGGAAGAGAAUAUCUUGCUGCUGCGGAAGCAGUUGAAUUGUUUGAGGAGAAGAGAUGCUGGUUUGUUGAAUCAGUUGCAAGAACUUGACAAGCAGAUAAGUGACCUGAGACUGGAUGUAGAAAAGACAUCUGAAGAGCACCUGGAGACAGACAGUCGGCCCAGCUCAGGGUUUUAUGAGCUGAGUGAUGGGGCUUCAGGAUCCCUUUCCAAUUCCUCUAACUCGGUCUUCAGUGAGUGUUUAUCCAGUUGUCAUUCCAGCACCUGCUUUUGCAGCCCCUUGGAGGCAACCUUGACUAUCUCAGAUGGUUGCCCCAAAUCUGCAGUGGAAGAGGCCCUGCGGCGGUCGCGGCGCGGCCGGCGCGAGCACGUGGGGCUGUACCCCGCCGCCGUGCCGCUGCCCUACGCCAGCCCCUACGCGUACGUGGCCAGCGACUCGGAGUACUCGGCCGAGUGCGAGUCGCUCUUCCACUCCACCGUGCUGGACACGAGCGAGGACGAGCGCAGCAACUACACCACCAACUGCUUCGGGGACAGCGAGUCCAGCGUGAGCGAGGGGGAGUUCGCGGGCGACAGCACGAGCUCCAGUGACUCCGAGGAGAGCGGGGGCCUCAUCUGGUCCCAGUUCGUGCAGACUCUCCCCAUCCAGGCGGUCGCAGGCCCAGACCUCCACGGCAACCCCACGAAAACCUUUGUCAAAAUCAAGGCUUCCCAUAACCUCAAGAAGAAGAUCCUCCGCUUUCGGUCCGGCUCCCUGAAACUGAUGACGACCGUUUGA